ACCGCCCCGAUCAGCUGUUCGGAGCUCCACAACAACAACAAAAGAAGCAGCAGCCGUCGGGGCGACGAGGAGGAGGAAACGGACCGAGGACGGAAAGCUGCGACUCCCGAUGAGCAGCCCGUGAAAACAACAACUUUUAUAUUUUAUUUCUUCCGAGAAGAAACUUUUAACUUUUUCUAUUUUUCGAAAAGUGACGCUUCUACCUCAGCGCGCAGGAUUUUAACGCCGUUUACAUCUCUCUCCGUGAGCCGCAGGAUUCGUCUUUUUGUAUUUUUGCACUCGUCAAUCCGACCCUGACACCGAGCGAUGUCCAGCCCGUGUCUGCUGACCCUCAGAUGAUCCAUGACCACACCUUAUUGAUGCACUUUAACACCUUUCCGGAGCCUUCCUGCCGCCGUGAACCCCGCAGCUGAUGACCAAAGUGUGCGCCACGCCUCCCCGCCGUCGCCCCGAGCCACGCGCCUCCCUCAGCCCCGCCUCCCUCGGCCUCGUGCCACCGCAGGACGUCCAGGGAUGUUCCAGAGGUUUACCAGCGCUCUGUUCGGGGACGACGUGGAGGAGCUGAGUCGACGCAGCAGAACCGGAGACGGCAAAGAGGAAGAGGAGGAGGAGGAGGAGGAAGAUUGGAUCCUGGUCAACUACCUGGCUGAAGCCUGCUCCGGUCAGUGCGCUGACGGCCUCUCUGAAUCCACUGCCGGUCCUGAGGAGGAGGAGGAGGAAGACCUGGUGAUGAUCCCCUCACCCAUGGCCAGCCCUCCAAUCCGCUACGCCUCCUGCACCUCCCUCAACUCCACGGCUGACACCGACCCAGACGGCGGCGCAGAGGAGGAGGAGGAGGAUGAGGACCAUGAGGAUGAAGAGGAGAGCGGGUUCCUCAGUCUGGACGUGGGCUCUCUGGAGGAGAGCUGGUUCGUCACCCCCCCGCCGUGCUUCACCGGCCGUGGCAGCAAGCCCGUCCUCCUGGAGACCAGCCCUCUGGAGAACCUGCUGAUCGAGCACCCCAGCAUGUCCGUGUACGCCCACCACAGCCCCCCCAGACUGAGCCUCGACCCCCUGCCACGCUCCCUCGACCUGGAGCUGGGCUUGUUGCCUGGGAACAUGUCCUCCGCCCCGACAGCCUCAGGUGGGAAGGAGAAGGGCAGGCGCGGUCUGGACGGCCCUCGUCACAGGCCCGAGGUGGCGGUGGUGCAGCGUCGCUCCAGCCUCCACUCCGCCUGCUACGCUGCGGCGCUCUCCGCACGCAGCGGCGUCCUGCAGCAGCGGUCGGGUAACGCCGCCCAACGCACCCAACCGCUGUCCCGCAACGCCCUGCGACGCCUCAACCUGCUGCGCCCCCCGAAGGCCAGCAGCACCGUGCACCUGCACCAGCCCAACCAGAGACACCUCAACUUCUGAGGAGUCCUGAUGAGUCGGCGUCAUCACCUUCAUCAUCAUCAUCAUCAUCAUCAUCAUCAUCAUCAUCAGUCCUAUAAGCAGUAUGGGGAAACCAACACUGGCCACACACACACACACACACACACACACACCUCUGGUUUCUUCUUCUCUUUUCAAGAAAUCAUCACCAGCAGCAAGUCGAUCGACGUCAUCGGCCAUCAGUCGCACCCCGAUCUGUUCUGAAAUCUGAUUGGACGGUGAAAUAGGGAAAGUGGCUGAUGAUGUCAUCAGCUCGUGGUCAGUGGGUAAAAAGUUUCCGUCCUCCUCCUCCUCCGCCUGGACCAGUUUGUGUCCAAUCACAGAGAAGAAGGGUUGUCAUGGUGACGUCGUCUUCUUCUUCUUCUUCUUCUUCUUCUUCUCUGACAUCUUAAUGUGUAGAAUCAAUGCUGUAGGUCACUUUACUCAGCGGCGGGUUCACAGCGCGGCGGGACGCUAAGAUGAUGAUGAUGAGGUCACGGCGACGUCAACGGCAACUUUCUGGGCAACUUGACAUCAGGAGACAUUUCAUCAUCACUUGAACAGUAGCAGCAGCACAACGUCGCCAUUUAAUCAGUACAGGAGCGUUGUGGUCGUUGCCCCACGGCGUUGCCCAAAGAGUUGCCCGUAGCGACGAAGCGCGUGAAGUCAAAACUUUAAAGGAAACUUCCCCUCAAAUAAUCUGUCUGAGAGCUCCUACGAUUCCCAGAAUGCUCUUUGACUAAAGGGGCAUUCCGCUGGAAACAGCUCCCAUAUAAAGAGUCUUAUCAAGUUGCAUUAUGGGAAACGUAUGCUGGAGAGUCAGCCUGUGCUGCUUCCAUGUCGACCGUUGUCAGUCCCCCUGAACUCACGAUUCGAUCUGGAAAGUUUCGAGACGUUUUGGCGCUCAGAGCGUUUUCGUGUGAAACCGGACGGCGUAGUAACCGAGAACCGAGAGUCAGAACCGAGAGUCAGCGCUGACUCGAAUCUGAACCUGCAGCUGCAGCCUGUCUGUCUGUUUCUACUCCUGCCGGUAAAGACGCUGGUCUUUAUGUAACCGGAGGGCCACGAGGAAACGUAGUUAAGGCGGCGUCCACGCUCGUGUAGAUGCAGUUGUAGACUGACAACUGAAUACCGCUCGCCUCCCUUUUCAAGCGUGCGGGAUAACCAAUCAGUGACUGUUAAACUUUUGAAAAAAGGUUCUAGAUCAGCGUGGACAUUUGGACAUGGGGACUUAUGGAGACUGACUCUCUUCUGGAGCCAGCCUCAGGUGGACGUUAGAGGAACUGCACUUCCUGUGUUAGCUUCCCCGGUGCCGCAGUUUCCUGCCUCAAAUCGUCGCUUAGCGCCGUCGGCUCGUCUUCGCUCGUCGCCCGCCGUCGCCGGGCUGAACCCGCCUCUGACUUUGUAAUUCAGUAAUUUUCACGGUAUUUUUUUGAAAAACAAAAAAAAGAAAAAUGACUGGGUUAAAUAUCACUAAACGCCUUGUUUUAACGGUAGCUUUGAGAUGAAUAGAAAUGUUUAAAAAAAUAAAAUAAAAUGUAUUUAAAAAAACAAAAAACUAAAAAAAAACUUCCAAAAUAUUUUUUUGAAAAGAAAAAAACAGAUUUUUACAUAUCAGUAUGAAGUCGGUAUAUCUGCGUCUACGUUUCUCGCUUACGUAUGUUUGGUUGAUGUUAGUGUGGCGAUCUGUUGCAUGGUUGUAGAGUCGUGUUAGCGUGACGGAAAAAAAGAAAAUGGAAAAAGAUUUUUUUGUUUGUUUGUUCUUAAAUGAAUCUGCAGUCCACUUCUCAGGGUCACAACCAAUCACCUUUACUCUUUCUAGGAAAAUGCAGAUUUACUUGACGGCUGAUGAUUCUUUGACUCUUUUCCAGCUCGGUCUCCCGGCGAGCUUUCCCCUCGUGUUUCUGAGGAAUAAUUGACUUUUAUUUGUUUGUUCUUGGUCCCUGGACUGUGAAAAUGAACUCUUGACGUUCUCAGUCGCCUGUUGGAAAUCCAUCGAGAUGGAGAGAAACUGUUUUAUUGUUUAUAUAUUUGUUAUUUCUUGUUGCUCGAGUGAACCUAACACGUUUUUUUUUAGAAACCUACUUUAUGCUUUUUAACUCUAUUUUUCAUGUUAACUUAGUUACAUUUUUUGCUAAACUGUUUUUAAAAAUAUUUAAACCAAAAAAGUAGCAGUGAUCUUUUAACCUCUCACUAGUUUAUGACGUUCUUUUUAUUUGAUUUGUUGUUGAACUUUUUAAAGUGUGUCGUUGCCGCGCUGCAGGACGAAAAGAAAACCAUCACAGAGUGACGCAUGACAUCACACGAAGUCUUCAGACUGAUUUAUGUCGUUUACUCGUUCUCUCAUCGGGGAGACGAAGCAAACACCAACUGGAGGGGAACAGCGGUCGUAGUAAGAGAUGAAACGCUUCGUAAAGACUCUUUGUGUCGAGUUCAGACGGCGUGCACAGAACGAAGUCAGAGUGAUCGCUUCCCUUCAUGACUUCUGUGACGUUCGUCUCACUGAUCCCGUUUAUGUUUCAUAUUUUCGACAGUCGGCUCAGCGAAGACGUAACUCGCCUGUGAUGGAGCCUUUGUCACAGCGUGGUCCGAUCAGUUUGCGUCGAUGGGACGGUAGCAUUAAUAAGAAAGCACUAACAAGAACGUUUGUUAGCCGUCUGCACGGUUUGCUGUACAUAGUUCGAUGGUUGUGUGGCUCUCUCUCUCUUUUUAUCUCUCUGUCUCUGCAAAUCGAGCUUUGCGACCGUGGACGAUGAUAUUUUGUGUUUUUAAAAAAGGCAAACUCAAAGACAGAAGGGACGGAGGAGACGCUGAUCUGUCUCCUGUCAGGAGCCUCUCACAUGUUUCACGUUGUGUUCUCAGUUCAUCUCUCCAUCAUCAGACUAACAGGGAUUUCUAAUGUUUUUGUUCAAUGCCUUGAAAUUUGUGGAUCACGUGCCUUCCAGGUUGAAAUGUUGUAAUGACAAUGCAUCAAUGAAGAACUUGAACUCCCUUUUUUUUUUGUUUUCUUUUAAUGUCCCGAGCAGACGUAAUAAAUAAACACACAUCAGAAACCAACUAUGCACGCCGCCGCCGCCCGUGUACAGCUUUUCUAAUGACUCAACAAACCAGACAGAACGAUGUAGCAACUUCUCUCCUUGUUUGUUUGUGUGAAGAAUAUUUUGUGGCAUUUUUAUUUUUCACCACGUGUUAGACGUUUUGUUUGUGUAGUUUACUGGAAUAAUAAAAACAGCACUUUGCCAAAAAUCAAAAAAAGGUUGUAGGACGUUUUUAGUUUUAAUUUUUUAUUUAUCGACAUAACUGGUCUCCUUUGUAUUUUUGGAUGUGUGACAGAUCAACUCGCUCUGUUCUGAAAAAGCUAAUUAAAAAAAUAAAUUGGGGUCAUCUGUUUUUGAACUGUUCUAGUUAAUACAUGUGAUCUCUUAUUAGCCUAUAAUAAAUGUUUUCAUACGCA
Molecule: messenger RNA, 4846 nt
Organism: Larimichthys crocea (large yellow croaker)
Lineage: Eukaryota; Metazoa; Chordata; Actinopteri; Sciaenidae
Gene: tp53inp1
Product: tumor protein p53 inducible nuclear protein 1
Exons: 4
Coding region: 514-1395 (293 amino acids)
Biological process (GO): positive regulation of DNA-templated transcription; autophagosome assembly
Cellular component (GO): nucleus; autophagosome
Source: RefSeq, a predicted model, not a curated record